AUUUAUUCGCCGAUGUGAUUUGGUAGUUAAAUCUUUAGUCGUCACUCUUUUUAAUAUAUGUCACGUUAGAAACAUAUGGAAUCUACACUAGAUCAAAUCAAAUUCGAAUACGAAACGACAAUCUUAUUUUGAAAAAGAAAAAUUCAGUAAUUUCACACCAUGGCCGAGGAGAUGGAGGUUGAGGAGACGGAGGACUUCCACGACAUGGACUUCAAUGACGAAGAGCCAUCCUGUAGUGGAGCAGCUGGCCAAGCCAGGACGGAGCGCUUUGUGGUGAAGAAGUGGGUGGCGCACGCCAUGUGGGGAUGGGAUGUAGCGGUGGACAACUGUGCCAUCUGCCGUAACCACAUCAUGAACCUGUGCAUCGAGUGCCAGGCGGACCCGAAUGCAAACCAGGACGAGUGCACUGUGGCUUGGGGCGAGUGCAACCACGCUUUCCACUACCACUGCAUCGCGCGCUGGCUGAAGACGCGCCUCGUCUGCCCGCUGGACAACAAGGAGUGGGUGUACCAGAAGUACGGCCACUAG
Drosophila teissieri is the source of this 528-nucleotide messenger RNA. RefSeq names its product RING-box protein 1B (gene Roc1b). The record is from RefSeq and is a predicted model, not a curated record. Bases 160 to 528 code for a protein of 122 amino acids. The transcript has a single exon. Gene Ontology annotation, cellular component: cullin-RING ubiquitin ligase complex; nucleus. NCBI's taxonomy places the organism in Eukaryota, Metazoa, Arthropoda, Insecta, Diptera, Drosophilidae. Gene Ontology annotation, biological process: protein ubiquitination; ubiquitin-dependent protein catabolic process. Gene Ontology annotation, molecular function: zinc ion binding; ubiquitin protein ligase activity; cullin family protein binding.